AUGCCUGAUCAGGACAAAAAGUUUAAGAGCGCAGAAAAAGCAACAGACAAAAAACCUCGUGGGAUCUCUAUGAGGGAUUAUUCUGAUCUUAAAAGACUUCAGUCUCUCUUAAAUGUUCAGUCAAGGGACCAACAGCUUCCAGCUAUACAUUUUCAAAGUGGUCAAACCAGUGUGACAAGAGCUUGGCAAAAUGUGAAAAGCAAUGAACAAAAAUGCCAUGGUCAAUGGCAAGAAUCAACAGAAGCUGUUGAGCUUGAAAACUUUAGUGUGACCUACAAGAAUGAGAGAAAUUUUAGUGAACAUCCCAAACACAAGCUGUUUCAAGAGAUCUUUACAGCUUUAGUUAAGAACAGACUUACCUGCAGGGAGUGGGUUAAUCAAGCUUCAUCUACACAUUUUCUUAGAGUAUUAAUCUGCCUGAGAUUAUUAAUAAGGGAUCCAUGCUAUCAGGAAAUGCUCCACAGCCUGGGCGGGAUUGAAAAUCUAGCUCAGCGUAUGGAAACAGUAGCAAAUGGCUAUCUUGGUUACGGAGAAGAGCAGCAUAAUGUAGACAAGUUGGUCAACAUGACAUACAUUUUCCAAAAGCUUGCUGCUGUUAAAGAUCAAAGAGAAUGGGUUACAGCAAGUGGAGCACAUAAAACCUUAGUAAAUUUGUUAUCUGCCAGAGACAGCAAUGUGCUUUUGGGUGCCCUCCUUGCUUUGACAAGCCUAGCAGAAAGUCCAGAAUGUAGGGAGAAGAUAAGUGAGCUCACCAUUGUUGAGAACUUGCUGGUGAUAUUACAUGAAUACGAUUUGCUUUCUAAAAGACUCACAGCAGAGUUGCUACGUCUCCUCUGUGCAGAGUCACAAGUCAAAGAGCAAGUAAAAAUGUAUGAAGGUGUUCCAGUCUUGCUCAGUUUACUCCAUUCUGAUCAUACCAAACUUUUAUGGAGUAUAGUUUGGAUUCUGGUACAGAUUUGUGAAGAUCCUGAGACUAGUGUGGAAAUCCGGAUUUGGGGUGGAAUCAACCAGCUUCUUCAUAUAUUACAGGGGGAAAGAAAUUUUGUUUCUGAUCGCUCUUCAGUUGGAAGUUUAUCUAGUGCGAAUGCAGCAGGGAGAAUCCAACAUCUUCAUUUGUCAGAUGAUUUGAGUCCUGAUGAGAUGCAAGAAAAUACUUUCUCACUUCAAGCAGCUUGUUGUGCUGCAAUUACUGAACUGGUGCUCAAUGAGACUAACGCUUACCAGGUUGUACAGGCAAAUGGAAUAUAUACAAUAGCAAAGCUGAUUUUACCAAACAAAGAAAGGAAUGCUGAAAAAGCUAAUUUAUUACAG
Molecule: messenger RNA, 1311 nt
Organism: Leptosomus discolor (cuckoo roller)
Lineage: Eukaryota; Metazoa; Chordata; Aves; Leptosomiformes; Leptosomidae
Source: RefSeq, a predicted model, not a curated record